ACGCGCCCUCAUUGCCGCUCUAUGCCGCUCCGCCCCGGCUCGCUGGUCCCAGAAGGCGUCGGGUUUCCCAAGAUGGCGGCCGACGUGUCCGUUACUCACCGGCCGCCGCUGAGCCCGGAGGCUGGGGCCGAGGCUGAAGCCGACGAUGCCGCGGAGCGUCGGGCGCCCGAAGAAGAACUGCUACCGCUAGAUCCAGAAGAGAUCAGGAAACGGCUGGAACACACCGAGCGCCAGUUCCGUAACCGCCGCAAGAUACUGAUCCGGGGCCUCCCAGGGGACGUGACCAACCAGGAAGUGCACGACCUGCUCAGCGACUAUGAGCUCAAGUACUGUUUUGUGGACAAAUACAAAGGGACAGCCUUUGUGACUCUGCUGAAUGGGGAGCAGGCCGAAGCCGCCAUAAGCACCUUCCACCAGAGCCGCCUGCGGGAGCGCGAGCUGUCGGUGCAGCUGCAGCCCACGGAUGCCCUGCUCUGCGUGGCCAACCUGCCUCCUAGCCUCACGCAGCAGCAGUUCGAGGAGCUGGUACGGCCCUUUGGCAGCUUGGAGCGCUGCUUCCUGGUCUAUAGCGAGCGUACUGGCCACUCCAAGGGCUAUGGCUUCGCUGAGUACAUGAAGAAGGACUCGGCUGCCCGCGCCAAGUCGGACCUGCUAGGCAAGCCACUGGGCCCACGCACCCUCUACGUGCACUGGACAGACGCGGGGCAGCUGACGCCUGCCCUGCUCCACUCCCGCUGCCUCUGUGUUGACCGUCUGCCACCCGGCUUCAGUGAUGUGGACGCCCUGCGCCGGGCACUGUCAGCUGUCCACAUUCCAACCUUCUGUCAGCUAGCGUACGGCCAGGAUGGGCAGCUGAAGGGCUUCGCCGUGCUAGAGUAUGAGACGGCUGAGAUGGCUGAAGAGGCACAGCAGUGGGCGGACGGCUUGGCCCUGGGAGGCAGCCACCUGCGUGUCUCCUUCUGCGCCCCAGGGCCCCCUGGUCGCAGCAUGCUGGCUGCGCUCAUCGCUGCCCAGGCCACAGCUCUCAAUCGGGGCAAAGGGCUCCUGCCUGAACCCAACAUCCUGCAGCUGCUCAACAGCCUGGGGCCCUCUGCCUCCCUCCAGCUGCUGCUCAACCCCCUGCUUCAUGGCAACGCGGGGGGCAAGCAGGGUCUCCCUCCAGGUCUCCUGGGUGCCCCCCCCGCCAUGCCGCUGCUCAACGGGCCCGCCCUGUCCACGGCGCUGCUGCAGCUGGCCCUGCAGACCCAGGGGCAGAAGAAGCCUGGGAUCCUGGGAGACUCUCCCCUGGGCACCCUCCAGCCCGGGGCCCAGCCAGCCAACCCCCUCCUUGGGGAGCUGUCUGCAGGGGGGGCCCUGCCCCCGGAGCUGCCACCCCGCCGAGGGAAGCCACCACCCCUGCUGCCACCACUGCUUGGCCCCUCUGGGAGUGACCGGGAAACCAUGAGUCUGGGUCCCCCAGCAGCCCAGCUCACUCCACCCCCUGCCCCUGUGGGGCUCCUAGGCACUGGCCUCAGAGGCCUCCAGAAAGACAGUGGGCCUCUGCCAACGCCUCCUGGGGUCUCACUGCUGGGGGAGCCCCCCAAGGACUUCCGGAUCCCCCUGAACCCCUACUUGAACCUACACAGCCUGCUCCCAGCCAGCAACCUGGCGGGUAAGGAGGCCCGUGGCUGGGGAGGCACUGGGAGAAGCCGCCGCCCAGCUGAGGGCCCCCUGCCUAACCCCCCAGCCCCUGGAGGUGGUGGCAGCAGCAAAGCCUUCCAACUCAAGUCCCGCCUGCUCAGCCCUCUCACCAGCGCCCGCCUGCCCCCCGAACCAGGGCUUCCUGAUAGCUAUGGCUUUGACUACCCCUCGGGGCAGACUUCCCUGAUGACAACUGUGCUGGGGAAUUCAGCUGGAGGUGAGGUUGGUGCAGACUCCAACCCAACAUGCUUCUCCCGCUUUGAUUUAGGAUGUGGGACCUCGGCGGCUCUUCUCCCACCCACGGGAGCCAGCCCUUGGGCCUCAUGGCCCCAGCCGACACAAAGCGGUCAGUUCUUCCCCACUGAGCUCCGGAGAAGGGCUCCUAGGCCUCGGCCCUGGGCCCAAUGGCCACAGCCACCUGCUGAAGACCCCACUGGGUGGCCAGAAACGCAGCUUUGCCCACCUGCUGCCCUCACCAGAGCCCAGCCCAGAAGGCAGCUAUGUGGGCCAGCACUCCCAGGGCCUUGGUGGCCACUACGCAGAUUCCUACCUGAAACGCAAGAGGAUUUUCUAAGGGGCCAGUGCCAGAGAUGCUCCAGGGCCUGCACCGAAUGGCUUUUGGGUUUUCUGGUGUUUUGUUUAGUGGGUUGUUUUUUGUUUUUUUUUUUUCCCGGAAAUAGAAAAAUCUCUGAAAGACUUUGCUGACCAACCCAGCCGGAGCCCAAUGAGCGUGGGGGAGUUUCGGGGCCACUUUGCAUCUUGGGCCUGCUCCCGGCAUGGAAACCCUGCAGCCUUAAGAAGGAGAGAGCAGGCUGGGGCCCCUCUCUCCCCUUCCAUGUCUGCCUGCAUCUGCCUCUCUGGGAUUCUCUCCUGCCUCGUCGCUCCUGUUUCUUGGCCUUUUGAGUGCCUUGGAGGUUUCCCUGACCUCCCGUGAGGAUCAGAGACUGUCCCCCUUUUUUAACUUUGACGAUUGACGAUUUGUUUCCUUUUCUAAUUUUUAUUAUUUUUUAAGCAAUCCAAGAUGACCCCUAGCUCUCAUUCCUACCAGGUCCAGUAUGUCUGGGCCUCCAUUCCACACAUCAGUUUGAAACAGCUAAGCCCGUUCCUCUUUCUCCCAUGUCUGCUGCAGACAUGGCUCUCUCCUCCCUUUGCUUGCCCACUCUGACCUGUACUCCAGCACUGGGUCCCCUGCUCUCUCCCACAGUCCCCUCACCAUCUGAUGCCUUAAAGCUGGGCCCCAUGGCCAGAGCCUCUCAGAUGCCGAGCUCUGGAAGCUUGACUCAGGACCAAACGGCUCUGCCGUGGGGAUUGGGUUGGCAAGCCAACCCCCACCAUCCCUUCCGCCCAGGCUGAGGUGCAGAGACCUGCUUUCUCUGCCAGCUUAAACCAGUCCUCCUGCUGUCUGUGGGAAUGGGGCACUGUGCAUCGUACUGAGCCUCUGCUGACUCCAUCCCCAGGCCAGAUCCCAGGAGCCAGCCUCCCUUGGGCCCAGUGGGAAUCCAGCAACUCCAUGCAGAUAAGCUCUGCCCCUGCCCCUGGCCAGCUGGACCACCAGCUUCCCUCUCUUCACUCUAGGGGUCCACAUCCACUUCAGGGGGUUUCUCUUCCCCAGUCCUCUCACACAGACCUUUGCUGAAUUAAAGUUUGUAAGUAAAUGGUUUUAAAGAAA
Molecule: messenger RNA, 3349 nt
Organism: Pteropus alecto (black flying fox)
Lineage: Eukaryota; Metazoa; Chordata; Mammalia; Chiroptera; Pteropodidae
Gene: RAVER1
Product: ribonucleoprotein, PTB binding 1
Exons: 12
Coding region: 22-2385 (787 amino acids)
Cellular component (GO): cytosol
Molecular function (GO): mRNA binding
Source: RefSeq, a predicted model, not a curated record